AUGGAGGCAAUUUAUUCUGGCGUGAAACUGUCGGCGCCUGUAGUUCAAUAUAGAGACUACGCGUGGAGAACAUCCAAAGUCUUUUACGAAGAACAACUAAUUAAGUGGAAAGAGAAGUUAAACAAUAGGGAGUUCCAGUUGCUCCCAACUGAUAGACCUCGCGCAGCCAAAAGAACAUGCAGUGGAUCUUCAUUCACUAAGAUUGUGCCACCGUAUUUGCAACAAUGCUUGCGUGAUUUGCAGAAAGAGACCAGCUGUACUGAGUUCUGCAUUUUAGUAGCCAUUUACAAAUUUCUUAUCUUUAAAACCACUGGUAUCGCAGAAUUUCCUAUCGGAUUCCCAUCGUCAAUGCGUGACAUGCUGUUCCAAAAAACAGUUGGAUGUUUCAUAAACACAAUACCGUUACUUGGAGAAGUUUACUCUUCGGCUACCAUUAUCGAAUACUUGGCAAGCGUCUCCAGUGCGAUAUCUGAAGCAAGAAACAGCCAUAUCCCCUUUGAUGUACUUGUAAGUGAACUGAAUUUGGAAAGAGAUGAUGGGGUCACACCCCUUUUUCAAGUUAUGCUCGUAGCAGAUAAAGUACAAAAACCUCUGAAAGAAAGUGGAAUAACGUUUCUUGAGCUACCCACUCGUUUUUCAAAAUACGAGCAAAUUUGGUAUUUCCGUUAUGAUGGGGAAUCUCUGCGCAUCAUAGUUGAAUAUAACUGCAGGUUAUUCUUAGAGAACACUAUAGUUGACUUAGUUAAUCGGUUCUUGUACAUUCUACAAGAAUUCGGAAGGUCAUCAUCUGCUCUGAGAUUGAAUGAAGUUACGCUCACCACGAAAAGCGAAGUGAAUGCGAUCCUCAGGAAGAAAGCCGCCCACGUAUGCGAUAUUCCACCCAUAGUUGUACCACAAAUGAUGCAGGAGAACUUAUUUACACAAAGUACAAUAUUAUCUUGUGGGCAGAAUAUGAGCUAUGCUAAACUCGACAAGCGUAGUUCUCAAUUAGCCCUUCAAAUUGCCAAUAUGUAUUGUAUCCAUUAUGGUGAACUACCAUCUAGAGACAGAUGUGGAGCAGUUUUUAUGGAUAGAAGCCUCGAUUUGCUAGUGGUAGUUUUCGCAAUAUGGAAAUGCGGCCUACAAGUUGUUCCCUUCAGUCUGGAUUGGCCUGUGCGGAGAGCUUUGGAAACAAUGAGGAUGUUCAAAAAUCCCAUCCUCGUUACGACAGGGUUUGAAGAGGUGGCCAGAUCGACAGCAAAUAAUCUGUAUCCAGUAUUCCAAACAUUCAACUAUAAUACUUCCCAUGUGAUAACGCGGAAUUUGAUUGAUGUCUCAGAUUUAGCCUAUAUCACCUGCACUUCAGGGACGACGGGUAUUCCUAAAUUGGUCUGUACAGAAUUCUCAGGGCACUGCAACCUUGUGGUAGGUUAUACUAAAAAUUUCAACAUCAACCACACUUCCUGCAUUUACCAAGUAGUGAACUACGGUUUUGACAUAUUCUUUGCGGACCUAUCCAAAACGCUUGCAAAUGGAGCCUCAAUGAUUUUAGCUAGUGAGCUGAUUCCAAAGAUUGACGAAAUGCAGGAUGUUACGAAUGCAUACAUCAUGCCUGCUUAUUUGUCCUCAUUGUCUUUUUCGGAUAUUAAAAGAAUGAAUUUUCUAGAAUCAGUGCAGUUUGGCGGAGAAGCAAUACAAACCAAUGCUUUGGAGCAUUUGCUCCAAACAGAUAUUCAUCUUUACCAAGAGCAUGGAGUUACAGAACAAACUGUCUUUACCACUGCGAAUAGAAUGAAACAAUGCACUCCAAUUUCCGAAAUUGGGAAACCAUACAGUAAUUUGUACCUGCUUACAAGGGAUUCCGAUGGUCAGAUUUUGCCAGAAAAGUAUCAGGGAGUAUGUUACGUUACAGGAUUGGGCAUCACAAGAGGUUAUUAUGGCAUGCCUGCUUUGAAUUGUGCAACGAUAAGCUACGGACUAUUCGGCAAAGAAUUCAAGACUGGUGAUAUCGCCAAAUAUCAACAUGGUCGAUUACACUUUGUGGGGCGCGCUGAUCUCCAAGUCAAGAUUAGAGGAAAGGUCGUGGAUUUGAAUGAG
Molecule: messenger RNA, 2076 nt
Organism: Strongylus vulgaris
Lineage: Eukaryota; Metazoa; Nematoda; Chromadorea; Rhabditida; Strongylidae
Source: the annotation of a GenBank genome assembly